AUGCAGUUAAGCGCACACACACGCACGCACUCUUACCUGUUUUGCUCGGCAGAAGGCAAGCAUCUGGCCGCCGUGUACUCGUGCGACUUCUACGAGGUCUCCAUCUCCCUCAACCACCAGGUGAACGAGCUACUUGUGGGUCUCGUCUCCGCCAUCAAGGCGGCCAAUCAACACGUGAAUGAGGAGCGUCAGCGUCUCAGCCGCAUCGCUAGUCUCAAAGGCGAUGCUUGCGAGACUACCGCCUCCACCACCACCACCACCACCACCGCCACCGCUGCCGCUACCACUGCCGCUGCCUUCGCUUCAUCCUCCUUCUCGACCUCACGCGAGCACAGGGCCUCCAUCAAGCAGAAGUUGCAGCACUCACGACGCUACUCCAACAUGGGCAAGAGCAUUCGCCACUUCUUCAAGAAGCACUUCUCUCUCAACGGUACCUGA
This is a messenger RNA of Hydatigera taeniaeformis, 438 nucleotides long. NCBI's taxonomy places the organism in Eukaryota, Metazoa, Platyhelminthes, Cestoda, Cyclophyllidea, Taeniidae. The record is from the annotation of a GenBank genome assembly.